GCUGGAGCUCUACUUAAAUACGAACUUAACCGCUCAAGCAUAUCGCAGCGGAAGACAGAGCAAGCAGACGAGAGACAUAGUAGAAAGGGAAGACAGACGCUUCGCAAUGGAGCGCCGCGCCUCCUCGUCGCUCCUGCUCUGCCUCCUCAUGCUCUCGCUCCUCAACGCAGACAACACGGUGUGGGCGCAGCAGAAAUUCGGCAUCAACUACGGGCAGAUCGCCAACAACCUGCCGGACCCGACGCGGGUGGCGGGGCUGCUGCAGUCGAUGAACGUGAACAAGGUGAAGCUGUACGACGCGGACCCCAAGGUGCUGACGGCGUUCGCCAACACGGGGGUGGAGUUCAUCAUCGCCAUCGGCAACGAGAACAUCCAGACCAUGGCGACCAGCCCGGGGGCCGCGCGGCAGUGGGUGUCGCAGCACGUGCAGCCCUUCAUCCCGGCCACCCGGAUCACCUGCAUCACCGUGGGCAACGAGGUGUUCGGGAACAACGACAUGGGCAUGGCGGCGAACCUCGUGCCGGCGAUGCAGGCGGUCCACGACGCGCUGGUGGCGGCGGGGUUGGCCGGGCAGGUGACGGUCUCGUCGGCGCACUCGGCCGCCGUGCUGGCCAGCAGCUUCCCGCCGUCCUCCGGCGCGUUCCAGGAGAGCUUCGCGCCGUACAUCAAGCCGCUGCUGGACUUCCACAGCAAGACGGGGUCGGCGUUCCUGUUUAACGCGUACCCGUUUUUUGCCUACAAGGGCGACCCGGGCAGCGUGUCGCUGCCGUACGUGCUGUUCCAGCCGAACGCCGGCGUGCGCGACGGCGGGCUGGUGUAUGACAACAUGCUGUACGCGCAGAUCGACGCCGUGUACGCGGCAAUGAAGGUCAUGGGCCACACGGACAUCCCCGUGAAGAUCUCGGAGACCGGGUGGCCGUCGAAAGGGGACGAGGACGAGGUGGGCGCGUCGGCGCAGAACGCAGCGGCGUACAACGGGAACCUCAUGCAGCGUGUGGCGAUGGGGCAGGGCACGCCGCUGAAGCCCAAUGUCCCCGUGGACGUGUUCGUGUUCGCGCUGUUCAACGAGAACAUGAAGCCCGGGCCGGCGUCGGAGAGGAACUACGGGCUGUUCUACCCCAACGGGUCGCCGGUGUACACGAUCAACGCCGGCAGCCCUGGGGGCAGCAGCUCCGGCGGCGCCGGGUCCGUGGGGAGGACGUUCGACCCGUACUCGUCGCAGAACAUGUUCUCCGCCGCGUCCAGAUUAAGAAGAUUAUCCUUGUGGACGCUACUGCUAGUAUUGCCCAUGCUGUCAGCACUCUUGUGGUAGACGAUUAGAAGAAGAUUAGUAGCGAUUGAUGAUUCAUUGUAUACAAUACAAAAACAUGUAAAUCGAGGAUGGGGCAGGCCUAGAUUCCAAAA
This is a messenger RNA of Lolium rigidum, 1404 nucleotides long. RefSeq names its product glucan endo-1,3-beta-glucosidase 14-like. Gene Ontology annotation, biological process: carbohydrate metabolic process. Gene Ontology annotation, molecular function: hydrolase activity, hydrolyzing O-glycosyl compounds. Lineage: Eukaryota; Viridiplantae; Streptophyta; Magnoliopsida; Poales; Poaceae. The coding region runs from base 107 to 1312 and encodes 401 amino acids. The transcript is spliced from 2 exons. Gene Ontology annotation, cellular component: plasma membrane. The record is from RefSeq and is a predicted model, not a curated record.